AUGUCGGGCUUGUAUAAUCCCAACUUCUCGCCUGCCAGAGCUGCUUCUCCUCAGAUUAGAAGCACCCCAGAUGUUGACAGUCAGUACUUGUCAGAGCUGUUAGCAGAGCACCAGAAGCUUGGACCUUUCAUGCAAGUACUUCCGAUAUGCAGCCGACUCUUGAAUCAAGAGAUUUUACGGGUUUCUGGAAUGAUGUCCAACCAAGGUUUUGGUGACUUUGACAGAAUGCGACAUAGAAGUCCUAGUCCAAUGGCUUCUUCAAACCUUAUGUCAAAUGUUACUGGGACAGGAUUGGGUGGCUGGAAUGGACUUCCUCAAGAGAGAUUAGGUGGACCACAUGGAAUGACAAUGGACUGGCAAGGUGCACCUGCGAGCCCUAGUUCAUACACUGUGAAGAGGAUUUUACGUUUGGAAAUUCCUGUAGAUACUUACCCCAAUUUCAAUUUUGUUGGGCGACUUCUUGGACCGAGAGGUAAUUCUCUGAAACGGGUUGAAGCUACUACAGGUUGUCGUGUAUACAUUAGAGGCAAAGGAUCUAUUAAGGAUCCAGACAAGGAGGAGAAGCUUCGGGGAAGACCAGGGUAUGAGCAUCUGAAUGAACCACUCCACAUCUUAAUUGAAGCGGACUUACCUGCCAAUGUUGUUGAUAUAAGGCUGAGACAGGCGCAGGAAAUUAUAGAAGAAUUGCUCAAACCUGUGGAUGAGUCACAGGAUUUUAUUAAGAGGCAGCAAUUGCGUGAGUUGGCUCUGCUAAACUCAAAUUUCAGAGAAGAAAGUCCUGGACCAAGCGGUAGUGUAUCUCCUUUCAAUUCAAGCGGAAUGAAACGCGCAAAAACCGGUCGAUGA
Molecule: messenger RNA, 846 nt
Organism: Prunus armeniaca (apricot)
Lineage: Eukaryota; Viridiplantae; Streptophyta; Magnoliopsida; Rosales; Rosaceae
Source: the annotation of a GenBank genome assembly